AGCCACACACAGUUCCACACAAGUCGUCGGUCCCAAGUGGUGCGCCCAACAAGUUUUCAGUUCAAGUGCUAUAAACUCCCCUCGCGCCUACGUAACGCGUUUAAAAAACAAAAAAAAAACAACAACAGACAACACACAACACACAAUGAAGAGAUUUUUAGUUGUAUUUGUGGCAUUAUUCGGAGCCGCUGUGGCCCAACAGAGCUUCAAAUGCCCAGACGACUUUGGCUUCUAUCCACAUGAGACAUCCUGCGAUAAAUACUGGAAAUGCGACAAUGGCGUUUCCGAGCUCAAGACUUGCGGCAAUGGUUUGGCCUUUGAUGCUACAGACUCCAAAUAUUUGACGGAGAACUGCGACUAUCUGCAUAACGUUGAGUGCGGUGAACGCUCAGAGUUGGAGCCACCAAUUGCUACGCCUCAUUGCUCUCGCCUUUAUGGCAUUUUCCCCGAUGAGAACAAAUGCGAUGUUUUCUGGAACUGCUGGAACGGUGAACCCUCUAGAUAUCAGUGCUCUCCCGGCUUGGCUUACGAUCGUGAUGCGCGUGUUUGCAUGUGGGCUGAUCAAGUGCCAGAGUGCAAGAAUGAAGAAGUUGCCAAUGGCUUUGCCUGCCCCGCUGCUGGUGAAUUGGCCAACACUGGCUCAUUCUCGCGUCAUGCACAUCCCGAGGAUUGCCGUAAAUAUUACAUUUGCUUGGAGGGCGUUGCUCGCGAGUAUGGCUGCCCCAUUGGCACUGUAUUCAAAAUUGGUGAUAGCGAUGGCACUGGCAACUGCGAGGAUCCCGAGGAUGUUCCCGGCUGCGAGGAUUACUAUGGCGAUGUAGACCUUAAGGCCUUGAAAAAACUUGGCUUUUAAUGAUGAAGUCACACACACACACACACACACAGACACACACAUAUGACAACAGUUGACUACAAAGACUGAGGAAAUACAGUGGAAUUAAAUAUAACAAAACAGUCGAACCUAACAACAGCUAAAGUGCAUGGAAUCUGGAAAAAAACAAAAGUUAUAAUUUUUAAGUAUUGAGUAAGCGCUCCAUGCAUUUUUGUUGCGCUGGCAACAAAGUCAAAUUUAACUUAUUAACCAAACGAAAUGCCAAGAAGAAAAAUAAUAACAACAACAACAAGAACAAACA
Drosophila busckii is the source of this 1133-nucleotide messenger RNA. It is a transcript of the gene Gasp, whose product is annotated as protein obstructor-E. Gene Ontology annotation, molecular function: chitin binding. The transcript has 5 exons. Bases 146 to 853 code for a protein of 235 amino acids. The record is from RefSeq and is a predicted model, not a curated record. Lineage: Eukaryota; Metazoa; Arthropoda; Insecta; Diptera; Drosophilidae. Gene Ontology annotation, cellular component: extracellular region.